Messenger RNA from Eimeria mitis, 1425 nucleotides. RefSeq lists its product as uncharacterized. Gene Ontology annotation, molecular function: transcription cis-regulatory region binding. Gene Ontology annotation, cellular component: nucleus. Gene Ontology annotation, biological process: regulation of transcription by RNA polymerase II. Lineage: Eukaryota; Apicomplexa; Conoidasida; Eucoccidiorida; Eimeriidae. The coding region runs from base 1 to 1425 and encodes 474 amino acids. The transcript is spliced from 2 exons. The record is from RefSeq and is a predicted model, not a curated record.
AUGGAUAAGCGUGAAGCUGCUGCUGCUGCUGCUGCUGCUGCUGCUGAUGGUGGUGCAGCAACAGCAGCAGCAGCAAAAGGAACACCAGCAGCAGCAACAGCAACUGGCAGCAGCCAGGACCCUCCAACAACAGCAGCAAAUCCAGCAUCAUCAGCAGCACCACCACCAGCAGCAGCAGCACCACCACCACCAGCAGCAGCAGCACCAGCAGCAGCAGGAGCAGCAGGAGCAGCAGCAGCAGCAGACAGCGACGCUUAUUUAUUUCGUUCUGGUGUGGGUUGUUAUGAGUCUCCUUCUUUAGCAUUGACAUCUAAUUUAGGAAUGCUGCGCGCUUUUGCUGCAGUGUAUGCUCGCCUUUGCUGCCGAUUGCAUGCGCUGGAUAGGCUUGCUGCUGCAGCAGGAAUACAAAAAAAAAAAAACAAAAAAAAUAUAUUUAAUGAUCCUUUCUUUCGGUUUACUCCUUAUCAUAUAGACAGAGAAAGGCUCAGGCCCACCGUAGACAAAUUCAUGCAGCAGCAUCAGCAGCAGCAGCAGCAGCAGCAGCAGCAGCAGCAUCAGCAGCAGCAGCAGCAGCAGCAGCAGGAGAAGCAGGAGAAGCAAGAGAAGCAGGAGAAGCAGGAACAGCAGCAGCAGCAGAAGGAAGAGAACAAGCAGCAGCGCGAAAAAAAGCAGCAGCAGCAACAGCAGCAACAGCAGCAGCCGCUGCAGCAGCAGGAAGAGCUGCAGCAGCAGCAGCAGCAGCAGCAGCAGCAGCAGCUCAUCGAUGAAAGAGAAGAAGAAAUUGCUGCUGAUGCAGCAGAAUGCUGGGGGGUAGAUAACACAUGCAUUAGAGAGCUAGUUGCAUGGAGGGGUACUCCCCCUCCUGCUGCUGCUGCUGCUGCUGCUGCUGCUGCUGCUGCUGCUGCUGCUGCUGCUCCCCCUCCUGCUGCUGCUGAUGAUGAUGAUGAUGAUGAUGGUGAUGAGGAGGAGGAGGAGGAGGAGGACGAGAGCAGCAGCAGCAGCAGCAGCAGCAGCAGCAGCAGCAGCAGCCGCAGCAGAAAACCAAAGUCUGUGCAAGAGAGGCUGCUGCGGUGGCUGCCUGAUGCAGCAGAUGAGCUGCCUGGAGAUGCAGAAACAAAAGCAGAUCAGACAAAAAAGAAGAAAUCUAUCAAGCUGCUGCUGCUGCUGCAGCAAAAGCAGAUGCACUUGUUGCUGCUGCUGCUGCUGCUGCUGCAGCAGCAACAGAAAAACAUGCAGCUGCUGCAGCAGAGAAACAGAGUGGGGGUAGUGCUGCUGCUCGAGCAGCAGCAGCAGCAGCAACAGCAGCAGCAGCAGCAGCAGAUUCGGAUCAUGCUGCAGCAGCAGCAGCAGCAAGAGAAGCAUUGGAUGCAUCAGCAGCAGCAGCAGCAGCAGCAGCAGAAUAUGCAGCAGCAGAAGCUGAAAUAA